Molecule: messenger RNA, 3326 nt
Organism: Suillus subalutaceus
Lineage: Eukaryota; Fungi; Basidiomycota; Agaricomycetes; Boletales; Suillaceae
Product: YT521-B-like domain-containing protein
Exons: 7
Coding region: 385-3045 (886 amino acids)
Biological process (GO): regulation of alternative mRNA splicing, via spliceosome; mRNA splicing, via spliceosome
Cellular component (GO): nucleoplasm
Molecular function (GO): N6-methyladenosine-containing RNA reader activity; mRNA binding
Source: RefSeq, a predicted model, not a curated record
CUUCCUGCCCUCCUCGGCAAUGUCCAUGGCAGUACUUUGACCGUCCCACUUUGAAAUACGGUCAAUUAGACCCCAAACAAAAUGGGGGAAGUUGAAAUCGAAUGUCAAAUACCCUUGGCUCGUCCGAGUAGGCCUGCGAAUCGGCUGCACGUAUCGGCGACUUGAAGCGGAGGCAGUACUUUACAAGGUCCUUAGGAGAUGCUCACCAAUCUCUGGGUGUCAGGACUCCUACAGGAGCGACGAGAAGGUUGGAGAGUUGGCAUGAUAGCAAGGUGCCUGUAUCAUCCCAUUUGAACAGUUCAUACCGCCCAUAAAGCAGAAACACGAACUUCAGCUUCAAUCCCCUCUAGUUCCAAUAUCGGUGUAACGUGCUAUAGGACUUCCAUGGGUACUGACGAUAUUCUCGAUAGUACCAAUCGUGUGGGGACGUCUACACAGCAGCAACACCUGCAAAAUCAGGUACGCCCCCCUCCCGGUACAUCACGCCGUCCACUGCUGGCAUCCGUUCAGGCUGGUCUUGUCCAAUUCCUCCCUUCAAGCUCUAGUGCAGUCCAGACUCCGCAUGACGCGUCCGGGACAUGUGUUGCCAAUAUUCCUCACCCAAAUGUGUCGCAAGGAAGCAACAUGUCACCAUCGUCAUCCAUAGGAAGACAAUACACAUUAUCCCAGCAGCCCCCGCCAUUUCCAACCACGCACCCACCAACCUAUCCAUACACACACGCCCAUGGAUAUGUACCACACUUUCCUCUAGAAUCUGGCCUGUAUCAACAAAAUCCGCUGGGAUUCCGACCCAUGAUGCAGGCGCGCUCACCACAUAAUGCGGGCGGGCUUCCUUACCCGUUGGGCGGUAAUUCGGGAAUGCACUCCACUGCAAAUAGUCCCGCAACUCAAUCUCCGCUACCUAUACAGCAGCCUCCCCUGGGCGUAUCUGGUUCACAUACCACAUUACAAUAUCAGCCUGUGCGCUAUCCCAGUCCAUACACUCCUUACCGUUACGACCAUGCAUAUGAGCCAAACCCAUACCAGUGGUACUACAGUCCGCCUGUCCCGCCUGGAUUUAACGAGGGGAUCCCCAUGCAUUAUCAACCUCGGUACCCAAUAAACUUCCCACCCUUGCAUGAUUCUCCUUCUCCUGACUUGGAGACACAUUUUUCUCAAGUCUCCAUUCAUGGUGGUCCUACUUCACCUGUGCAGUCGACUGCUCCACCGGCGGCUCUGCCUGCAAGGCACCCACCUCAGGUUGUAUUACCAGCUCCCCCAUCAUCAUCGGCUCCGGUAUCAAUUUCUCCCUUAAUAUUCGCCCGCCCCGAACAUCAUGCCUCGCCCCCGUCAACACAUACUUCUCCAUCCCGCCCUCAUUCUGAACGUCCCAUUGUACGUCGAGCUUAUCAUCCAAAUCCCCCCUCCCACAGAUCCGAAUGGGUGAUGUGGAUAGGGAAUGUUCCAGGUGGGACCACCCACGACGAACUCUGGAGAUUCCUGAAACGCCCUCCUAUGGACAAUGGCUCGUUUGAGUCUGAGGCCGAUGGUGUUUUAUCGAUUUUCUUAAUCUCCCGGUCAAACUGCGCAUUUGUCAACUUUGACACAGAAGAGCACUUACGGCGUGCAAUCGUGCAGUUCAAUGGGCAACAGCUCCAUCCACAUGAACGGCGGGGUCCGCGACUUGUUUGUCGAGUACGUCGCAAAGAGGAUGAUCUGCGUGCUGGGGUAGGUGGGCAACGGGGAGUGGGCGUGCACACUCGCUAUGUCCGUGAGAAAUUUCAGCAGGGACAGAUGGAUAACCAGGUUGCUCCAAGUGAAGACGAUCAGUCAUCAUCUACCGGUCGCCAUUCGAGUCUAUCGAGUGAGUCAGGGCAUCCACUGGCUGUGGCUACAUCAUUACAGUCGAGUGAUGAGGAGGCUACCAGAGCUCGCCAAGGUUCGCAACCCGGAGACACUGUCAAGACUCAAUCAAGUAGCUCCUAUGCAUCGACGAACUCCAGUUUCUUGUCUCGGCAUUUUCCGAAACGCUUUUUCAUUCUCAAGUCUUUGACGCAGUUCGACCUAGAUUUGAGUCAUAACGAGGCCAUUCUUGAUCAGGCUUACCGCACUAGCAGCGAAGUUAUCUUGAUAUUUAGCGUGAACAAGAGCGGAGAGUUCUAUGGAUAUGCACGGAUGACCGGUCGGAUACUGAAGGGCGAGCACAGAGUUCCGUGGGCGCCGCAUGCGGAUGCCUCGGCGACCUCUGUGUCCCCGUCUCGGCGCCAGCCUGGCAGUCCUAGCCCACUUGUUUCCACCAAUCAGUCUUUCUUUACACCAUCAGAGAACCGUCUCGUCGAGGAGUCGCCAAUGCCUUUCACUCCACAUUCUGGAGGGACCCUGAGCAGCAAGCCUUCUCCUAUGGAACCUCAUCGAUCAUCUGCACCAGCUGCACUCGGGCCUCGCCCACGACGGGAAUUUUCGUCAGAGCCUCCAGCUAAGAAGUUUAGUAGCCCCCAUGAAAGCGGAAAGGCUAGGUCAGCCGCUGGAUUGAUAUCCAAGGAUUUUGUAAGUGCGACUGCCGACAUUGUGCUCGACAAGAAUGCACCGGUCCGAGCGGUACGGAAUAAGGGGAGCACGGAUGGCACGAAGUCGGUGGUAUCUGCCUUGCAAGCUGUGGAGGAAGAGAAUAACAGUAUAAGUAGCGAUGAUGGCGAUGCUGGGAAAGAACAACUGAAGGAUGAUGUGAUGCCAUCGAUGACAAAGGACGCUGGGAGCGAUGAACAACAGGCUUGGGGACAGCCGUUCAAGGUGGAAUGGCUCUGUACUGACCGUCUUCCUUUCUAUUCCACUCGACACCUUCGAAAUUCUUGGAACCAGGACCGGGAGAUCAAGGUCUCGCGGGAUGGUACGGAGGUUGAACCAGGGGUGGGUCAACAACUUUUGGAGCAGUGGCGGGCACUCGCUGCUCCGACGAUAAUGGAGACAAGCGAGUCGUCCGCUGCUGUGGAUCAACGUGCGGCCAAGCCCACGCCGACACCUCCACCGGCAGCGGUAGACUCAGGAGACAGUGGGGGAUCGCAAUGAUCGACACGCUUUACACGGUCUCAAGCACCACGAGAAACCACAGCAUGCGCUAACCAUCAUACAUAGACAUACACCAUUCAUUUGAUUCGUUCAUCCUCAUCUUCACUCAUCCUCAGAUACUUUACCACAAAAUACUUGGACGUUCACGUAACAAGAAUAGUCUUUUUAUUUUAGGUAUACUUGGGAGUAGGGCUUGUGGUUUGUUGUCCUUGGUCCAAUGCAUGUUUGUAACGAUACUUUCUGAUCUCCAUAUCCUGAAGUUAUACACGUACAAGAAAUCC